Molecule: messenger RNA, 3179 nt
Organism: Psylliodes chrysocephalus
Lineage: Eukaryota; Metazoa; Arthropoda; Insecta; Coleoptera; Chrysomelidae
Source: the annotation of a GenBank genome assembly
CUUUAAUACAUUUGUGUCAAAUCAUUUGUAAUUUCAAAAUUCCCCGUAUUUCAGUAUUCGCUAACAAAGAUGUCCCUCAUAAAUAAUGCCAAAGGACCUCCUACAUGUUAAAAAUGCGUCUGAUGAAGAAAUUCUAUUAGAAAAAGGUUAUAGACUUUUUAAAAAAAUCGGAGAAGGAUCGUAUGCACCCGUUUAUUUGACUGAAUACAUAGGCAAAGGUACAACAGAACCUAAGAAACUAGCCUGUAAGGUAAUAGAUCUAAAAAAGGCUCCAAAAGAUUUCGUAAAGAAGUUUUUGCCCAGAGAACUGGAGGUAUUAUCAUUGGUGAAUCAUCCGCAUAUAAUCCAUAUACAAAGCAUUUUUCAAAGAAAAUACAGAUAUUAUGUUUUCAUGUCCAUAGCAGAUAGAGGCGAUCUGCUGGACUAUCUUCUGGUCAAUGGCGCACUCAACGAAAACAGGGCCAGAGUUUGGUUUAGGCAAUUAGCGUUAGCCUUGCAAUAUCUUCACGAAAUGGGAAUAGCCCACAGAGAUUUAAAAUGCGAGAAUUGCCUUAUAUCUUCAAAUAACAAUCUUAAAUUAGCAGAUUUUGGUUUCGCUAGGUUCGUAAUAAACGAAGACGGUAAAAACAUGGCUAGUUCAACUUACUGCGGUUCCUUAAAUUACGCAGCCCCAGAAGUACUAAAAGGUUCUCCUUACUACCCAAAGAUCUCAGAUUGUUGGUCUCUGGGUGUUAUACUCUACGCUAUGUUAAACAAAUCAAUGCCAUUCGAGAAUAAGAACGUAAAGGAGCUAAUUGGUCAACAGAUGAACAAAUCGUGGAAAUGGAGAUCCAAAUUUGUAGAUAUAUUAAGCGAACAAGUUAAAUCGGUAGUUAGACAAUUACUGGAACCGAAUUCGCAACUGAGAAUGAAUAUUGGUGAGGUAAUGGAUUCAGAAUGGAUGAAAAUGGAUCCAAGGUUGAGAGAAAUGACGCCGGACGAAGAAAGAUGUCUGUUGAAAGGCAGGGAAGAACAAAUAAGGUAUAUCGAUAAACUGAGGAGGUCUGGAAAAGCAGGAAUCGGUUCACCAAAUUUAACAUCAAGCAAAUUAAAGGAGAUAAAGGUUACUAAUAAUUCGGGUGAAAAUUUAAAGAAAGGAAGAUCCCAAAAGAUGUUUGAAAACGAUGGAACAGAUAGUAUGAGAAGUAGUUUAAGAAAAUAAAUAACGUUAGAUUUAUUUAUACACUGUGUUCAUCUAAAAACGAUUCAUGGUUAAUAAUAAUAUGCUUGUUAUUACGAGGUAAAUGCUUUUUGAUUCGGUUUUUAUGACUGGUAAUUCAACUUUUUUCUUAUUAGACCUAUUUCUUGUUUUCUCAGAGAUUUUCUAUAAAAUAUAAAAUGAAAGAUAUAUAAACUUAAGCCUAGGUUCUUUACAAAAAAAUUAGUCAAGCUACAAACGAUAAGCUACAGAUGACAGGCUACAAAAACAAGUUGAAAACAAGAAAAAUAUCGGUCAGAUUGGUGGCGAUAUUAGUUAAAAAAAAUUGUUGACAAAAGUCAUAAAUAAUGUUCUUGAGGAAGUUUUUAACACUUAAAUAAUUGGUAGAUCAACUCGUUCCGUUGCAUACAUAUCAUGCAUCGUUUUUUCUAAAUUUAAUAAAUCAGUUUUUUUAUAUCAUGCCACUUGUCACAAUUAUGAAGAGCCUCCUGAUCUUAUGCAACAUACCUCUGAAUAUUUAUUAUAGAAUAAUCCUAUAAAUAGAUUUAAAUAUACCAACAAUCAACAAGCGUAUGAAUUCACAAAUUGGUCUUAAAAUAAAACUGAAUUACCUGUGAUAUUCAAAGUUAGUAUUUUAGUUCAAAUUUUAAUAUGCUUCUAUUUUCUAAUAAAAUGAACUUUAAACUUUGGAGACAUAAGUUAUUACUGUCACAUGUCAAAAUGCAUAUAACCGACACAUUUUAAAUAUUUUUAAAUAAGUAGCACAAAAUUUGAUUUUACAGUUAUAAUACAAUGCCAAGUUAUUGCUAGAUUGAAGCACUUACUUUUAUGAAUUAAAGUACGUUUUCAUAAAAAUAAAUAAACUGGAGAACUUUAUAUUGUCCAAAAUAGACAUAAAUACGAAUUAUUUUCUCGCAAUUGUAACUUAAUAUAAUGCAAUUGUGAACCUGUACUCGUACAUCCAUACAUAGGAAAGCACCAUAAUAUCGUCUAAAAAAAUGACACUCCCGCUAAUAAAUUUUUUUAUUUAUUAUCCUUAUAUAAAAAUUAAAAACAUAACAAUAGUCAUUUUUUGUAAAUGUAAUGUAAAUUGUAAUAAAAAUACAAUUUAUAACAAAAAUUAGGACCUGCUUUGGAAACGCGGGACCGAUGCAAGCGACAGCGACCAGCAUCAAGGCAGCAAACAGUACCGUGUUAAAAGUGUUGUCGCAUCUUUUGCAUCGGUCUCGCUGUCCCAAAUGUGCUUCAUUUAAAUACAUGUUAUUUAGACGUAAGAGACACAUUUCGGUCGCCUCAUGCGGUCGCUUGCCUCUGUCUCCUGUCUCGGUCUCGCGUUCUAGUUCUAGAAUGGUACCUUGAAAAAAUUUAUUGAAAAAAAUCUAAUUUAAAAAUUAGAAACCAAGUCAAAUUUAAAGCACUUUUCUUGAUUUCUAAGGCUCGUAUUUAUAAACAGAUCUCAGCUGAGUCGGACUUGGCUGAGAUCUGUUUAUAAAUACGGGCUUAAAAGAUUAUUAACGAAUUCAUUAUUCAUUUGAAAAUACAUUACUUCUACUGGGAUCGAGUCGGUACUCCACUCCAGCUACUCGAAAGGUAUCUGUAGUUCCCCUACUUAUUACACAUGAGAGAGAAAAAUAUGGUAACGCAUCUUUUCCAAGUCCAUUUUCCGAAGUAGUUCGAAGAAUAUUUCUUCUCUACCUACAAGUACCCUAUAUCUACGAUAAUAUAUUUUUCUUAAUUAAUAGUUUUCUCAUAGUAAACUACUGUCUUUUUAUUAAAAAUCGUAUAGUUCGUUAUAAUGGUGACAUUUUUACCAUUCAAAUACAAAAAAGAAAAUUAGGUUUAGUUAACUUUUGGCUUUCGGUCUGUUGUUUUGAUCUGUAUAGUGUGGUAAAAUACCUACUUAUUUGUCAAUCAUAAUGUAAAAUUGAUAAAACUUAUACUAAAUAAUUAUUUAUUUGUGUAAUAUUAAUUGAGAACUUAA